AUGUCUCUGCAAUCCGAUGAAACGAAAGAUUUGUUGGACAUUGUCGACAAUCUCCGAUCACAUGGAAUCAAUCGAUACAUCGACCUGCCCGAGAUUAUCGUGUGUGGCGAACAGUCCUCCGGGAAGAGCUCAGUUCUUGAAGCAGUUUCAGGCAUGAAGUUUCCGAGUAAAGACAACCUGUGUACUAGGUUCGCGACAGAGUUAAUCCUUCGACGAGGUGCAGAUGCACCCAUCAAGAUUGGUAUCGUUCCCAGUUCACGGGAAAGGGAUCGCUCAAAAUGUGAUCUGGAGAAGCUGCACAAUUUCCACUACUCCGUCUCGCCAGAGGACCUGCAACUCGAGGCUGUGAUUGAAGCCGCGAAAGAUGCAAUGGGUAUAUCUGAGGGGAGCGAUAAAGUGUUCAGUUCUGACAUCCUUCGCCUGGAGCUAUCAGGGCCCGAAAAACCACAUCUUACUCUUGUCGAUCUGCCCGGACUGUUUCAAGCUGGUAGCCGUUCCCAGUCGGAAGAAGAUAGCGAGACAGUCAAGUCACUCGUGCUCUCGUAUAUGAAGAACCCACGUAGCAUCAUACUCGCCGUCGUGUCCGCCAAGAACGGCUUCAACAACCAAUCGAUCACAAAGUAUUCGCGUGAGAUCGAUCCAAAGGGGCACCGUACCCUUGGACUGAUUACGAAGCCGGAUACGCUAGACGAGGGAUCUGAUAGCGAACGGUUCUACCUUGAGUUGGCGCAGAACAAAGACGUUAAGUUCCGCCUAGGUUGGCACGUGCUUCGCAAUAGGGAUUUCAAUUCCAAGGACACGACUACAGAGGAGCGCGACAAAGCUGAAGCUCUGUUCUUCGAAACCGGAAUAUGGAGGUCGCUUUCGACCGAUCAGACCGGAGUCCACACUCUGAAGCCUAGACUCAGCAAGAUUCUCAAAGACCACAUUGUAGCACAGCUACCAGAUGUGCUCGUGCAGAUUAAGGACGGUAUUCAAGAAUGUACAGCGAGAUUGGACACUCUGGGUGCAUCCAGGGCGACGUCGCAAGAGCAGCGACGAUACCUUCUACAAGUCAGCCAGUCAUUCACCACGCUUGUCAGAGCUGCUGUCGAUGGGCAAUAUUCGGAUCCUUUCUUCGGUGACUCUUCCACCACUGAAGGCUACCAAAAGCGUCUACGAGCGGUUCUCCAGAACACACUGACAGAAUUUGCGGCCGAUAUGCGCAAGAAGGGCCACACUUUUACUAUCAUGGACGAAGGCCCGACUAAGCUACCUCAUCAAAUAUCUCGCGCGGAUUACAUCUCAAAGGUCACCAAGCUCCUAGAGCGAAGCAGAGGUCGAGAGUUGCCGGGAACAUUCGAUCCACUUAUUGUUGGGCAGCUGUUUCAUGAACAGCGAAAGCCUUGGAUGGAACUUGUCGAUCAAUAUCUAGAGAUCGUUCUUCAUGCUGUCCGCUUCCUUGCUCGCAAGGCUCUAGCGCACGUCUGUGAUGAAACAAGUCUCGCUGGUAUAACGAGGCAGUUUAUUUACGUCCGGUUGGAAAGACUUACCGCCGAACUCCGUACGAAAGUAGCAGAGCUUCUGGAACCUCAUAAUACCGGCCAUCCGAUCACGUACAAUCAUUACCUCACGGACAACGUACAGAAAGCACAGAACAAACGGCGAGCACAAGAGCUCAAAAAAUCAUUGGAGGGGGUCCUUGGCGGAGACUUUACUGAGAGUGGCGUACGCUACAUUUCAAUCGACGUGAAAGUCCUGGUUGACGCACUCGUUUCCAAGACCGAGGCAGAUAUGCACAGCUACGCGAGCUCUACCGCCACAGAUUUCAUGCAGGCUUACUAUAAGGUCGCACAGAAGAAGAUUAUUGAUGACUUCAGCGUCCUCGCUGUCGAAGCGCGUCUUAUUCAAGAACUUCCGUCUUUGUUUUCUCCAGCCGAUGUCAUCGACAUCGACGAAACCACCGUCGCUGCUUUGGCAUCAGAGAGCGAGGAGUCUUCAAGGGAGAGAACGCGCUGCAGUGAAAAGCUUAGGAUCUUGGAAGAUGGGCUCAAAGCUCUACAAAAUGUUCGCGACGUCUCGCCACUCCAACGAGAUACUGAUGAGCCCCUUUUGGAGAAUGUCACAGAUUGGGAAUACAAGCAUCAAACCCCUGAAUCGGCAGAAACCUUAGCAGACCACAAAGAAGAGGUCCACCAAGUUGUGGAAGAGACUUCCGCUCACGAUCAAGCCCCUACGCCUGACGAUCAAUGGGGUUUACCAGUCCCAGUUUCUAUAACGAAAAACAAGAAAAAGGGGUCGAAAAAGACCCCCUGGCCAACUGAGAUGCCAUUUGAGUAG
This is a messenger RNA of Alternaria atra, 2319 nucleotides long. RefSeq lists its product as uncharacterized. Gene Ontology annotation, cellular component: membrane; microtubule; cytoplasm. The transcript has 3 exons. Gene Ontology annotation, molecular function: GTPase activity; GTP binding; microtubule binding. Lineage: Eukaryota; Fungi; Ascomycota; Dothideomycetes; Pleosporales; Pleosporaceae. The record is from RefSeq and is a predicted model, not a curated record. The coding region runs from base 1 to 2319 and encodes 772 amino acids.